This is a messenger RNA of Schizosaccharomyces octosporus yFS286, 635 nucleotides long. RefSeq lists its product as uncharacterized. The transcript is spliced from 3 exons. The record is from RefSeq and is a predicted model, not a curated record. NCBI's taxonomy places the organism in Eukaryota, Fungi, Ascomycota, Schizosaccharomycetes, Schizosaccharomycetales, Schizosaccharomycetaceae. The coding region runs from base 283 to 507 and encodes 74 amino acids.
GUCUUAUUCGCUGAUGUUGUUAGUAAAGCAUUUGCGUUAGUGCUAAUCUCCACUUGCUCUGUCAAAGAUUAUUGCUUGUAAUGACAUGCACAAAAGAAUGAUUUCACUCACACCAAAGUUCUGGAGUUUUAGAAGAAAUAAUUAAGUUUCUCUUAUAUGUAGUUGACGAUUUUACCUUUUGGCCACAAGACAUGGUGAUGACGAUAGAUCUUUGGGAGACAAACUAUUUAUAUUGUCUUGAACCGAAGUUUGGAGUCAACAACUUAACGAUUAUUAUUCACAAUGAGCAUGAUGAACAAAAUUAUGAAACCUUACAAUGCGUUUAAAAAGAUGCCUAUGGAAUUGAAACCUCUGGCUAUCUUAAUUGGAACGGCAGGUUGUACAGCUAUAUUCACGAUGGGUUAUAAGCUGACUGCUGAUCCAGAGAUACGCCGGCGACCUUCUUGGACAAUUCAAGAACAACAGCAACGGGAUACAGUAUCUGGAAAUCGCCAACUUGCGGCAUGAGAGGAAGCAAGUAAUCCGAUGUUUUCCAAAUCCGGUACGAAUUUUGUAUUUUCUACCUUUGAUAUGAUUUAUGUAAUGACGAAUACCAUAUAAUACUUGAUGAUUUUCAUUUAGUACUUCGUAGCAAU